Messenger RNA from Anisakis simplex (herring worm), 381 nucleotides. The record is from the annotation of a GenBank genome assembly. Lineage: Eukaryota; Metazoa; Nematoda; Chromadorea; Rhabditida; Anisakidae.
UAUCAGUUGAAGCCGUUUCAUUCAAACGACAGCUUGACGACGAUCGCAAUGCGACUCUACGAACAUUUGCUUGGGGAAGUAAAACCAGUCAAUGGUGAUGAUUGCGAAAAAGUCUACGAUCAAUUCGAUUGCUACGUGACAACAGUUACUCAACCAAUUGUGAUUGUGCGGGACGAUAGUGAUGGACUUUCCUUGCGAAAAUUGGUUAUUGCCGUGUUGACACUAUUGCUUGUUGGAUGCUCAGCACUACUUUUCGUUAUGACCAUCUAUCAAGCAGAAAUGCACAGCUCGAAUCCAGUUGAGGAGAUAUUGCUACGAGAGAAUUAUCCACGCGAGGAUUUCGCUUAUAUUGAUCAGUUCAUCGACUUUAUGAACGAGUGA